UUGGCUGCUGAUUAAAGUAGUCGAGGUGCUUGUUCAUGGUGGUGGGGACGACAAACAAAUUGAACUCCACUAGCUAGCUAGCAAUCUACAAGUACUCCGUAUAUGGAGUGAGCUAGUAGGGAGUACCUUGGUAGCUAGCCAGUAAUCAUCUACUCCUCUUGUUAGUCAGUCUUCUUGGUUCGUCCAUGGCCAAGCUCGCCGCGCAGCUGAAGAGCAAGUUCUUUGGCCUCGUGGGGCGCAUCACCGUCUGCGGCCGCGCCGGACACAAGGACGCCGCCGCUGCUGGUGAGGCCAAGUCAGCUUCAUCUCAGCAUGUUGAGAUCCGGUCAAGAGGAGCUGCGCCAGGUGCAUCGCCAGGGUCCAAGCCUCGUAGCAACUAAGCGUAGCCCAUGGAUCUUGGAUGUUAGCAAGUCCAUUCACGAAUCAAUCACGGUGCGUCUACGCAGUCUCCAGACUGAAGCAAGCCUCCUGUCUCUUCCCUAGUACGUGAUGUUGUAAAAUCGGCUGCUGGUUUUGCUCCUGUUGCUUCUUUGGUAGUGUCCCUAGUAGGUAUUGUUGUCCUUGUUGUUUUCUCGAUGUUCAGAGUUUGCCGUGUUCGUGCUAUAUUCUAUGUACGUGUUUGUUGUUAAUGUUCCGGUAUGAGGAUUGUACUUUCUUCAGCUCAAAAAAUAUCUGGUAUGUACGCGCAAAGCAUACUAUCUAAGCUUUUUAA
Molecule: messenger RNA, 712 nt
Organism: Lolium perenne
Lineage: Eukaryota; Viridiplantae; Streptophyta; Magnoliopsida; Poales; Poaceae
Source: RefSeq, a predicted model, not a curated record